This is a messenger RNA of Diospyros lotus (date-plum), 1146 nucleotides long. Its product is annotated as expansin-A10-like. Gene Ontology annotation, biological process: plant-type cell wall organization. The transcript has 4 exons. Lineage: Eukaryota; Viridiplantae; Streptophyta; Magnoliopsida; Ericales; Ebenaceae. The record is from RefSeq and is a predicted model, not a curated record. Gene Ontology annotation, cellular component: extracellular region. The coding region runs from base 226 to 963 and encodes 245 amino acids.
CUUAAUUUCUAAUCUCCCCCACAUGACAACUCACCAUGGAAACAUCUUCUGGGGUCCCAAACAACAGCUGAAACUUAUCAAACUGUUAUCUCUAAUGUUUGGGGCUCCAAGUCCAACCUAGUUAGCUGAUGAUCUCUAUUUAUUCCCCUCAAAACCACUCGUCAUUUCCUCACAAUUCCUCUCCAUCCAUCGUCUUCUCUUCUCUUCUCUUCUCUUCUCUGAAAAAUGGCACCUGUUCCUGUUGGCAUAGCCAUGAUGAUGAUGGGCCUUGUCUCUAUGAUCUCUUCUGUUGAUGGCUACGAUUACUGGGGCUGGACCAAUGCUCGUGCCACUUUUUAUGGCGGUGGUGAUGCCUCUGGCACAAUGGGUGGGGCUUGUGGGUACGGGAACCUGUAUAGCCAGGGAUAUGGAACUAACACUGCCGCAUUGAGCACAGCACUGUUUGACAAUGGCUUGAGCUGUGGGGCUUGUUUCGAGAUCAGGUGUGUGAAUGAUCCCCAAUGGUGCCUCCCCGGCGUCAUCGUCGUUACCGCCACCAACUUCUGCCCGCCGGGCGGCUGGUGUGACCCUCCUAACCUCCACUUUGAUCUCUCUCAGCCUGUCUUCCUCCACAUUGCUCAGUAUAGAGCUGGGGUUGUCCCCGUAGCUUUCAGAAGGGUACCCUGCAGGAGAAGUGGAGGCAUUAGGUUCACCAUCAAUGGCAACUCCUACUUCAACCUUGUGCUCAUUACCAACGUCGCCGGCGCCGGAGAUGUCCACGCAGUGUCCAUCAAGGGAUCGAGAACCAGCUGGCAGCCGAUGUCGAGGAACUGGGGCCAGAACUGGCAAAGCAACAGCUACCUCAACGGCCAGAGCCUCUCUUUCAGUGUCACUACCGGCGACGGCCGCACCGUCGUGUCUUACAAUGUCGCCCCACCAAACUGGUCCUUCGGUCAAACUUACAGCGGCGGCCAGUUUCGCUAGCAACUUAAUUAAAUUACUUGCAUCUUAAAUUUAAAGUUUUAACUACUCCCAAUAUCCAUUAAUAUUCUUCUUUCUUGCUUCGUUAAUUUACUAUCAUCCAUCGCAUUACAAAGACAGAUGAUGAUGGUUCGUAAUUUUUUUUUUUUCUAGCUUUAGUACUGUAUGAAAUUAAUUAUAUAUGUU